AUGAAAAAAGGCGCGAUACAAUUAGAUAAAGAAGUCAUUAGACCGAAACCAAUCAAGAAAUCGGUUUCAUUCAAACAAGAUUUCAAUGGUUCUUUUGCAAAUCAAACUAAACAUCAAAACUCAGAAAGUGCAAUAAUUGUUCCAAAGAUCAAAAAUCCUGUUAUUAUAAUACCAAUUCAGAAUUUACUAAUCAUAUGGGCUUUAUUUUAUUAUGGAAUUACGAGUGAUGUAGAAGGAAUCAUGGUUAAAUCGUUCUUCACAAUUUUACCAAUACAUGCAAUUUACAACUAUAUACUAGCUACAAAUAUCGUUAAGAAAUCUAAAAAUGAUAACAAUCCGUUACUUGUCAUGUCUAGUAUUUUAAUAAGCAUAUUGUUAUCUGUGCCAUUGUUCUUCGUCAUAAUAUUAAUGGGGGCCCCAGUGUACAAAUAUUCAUUCAAAACUUUCACCUUAUCAUUACAUUUAUCACAAUUGAUAUUCAAUCCUUUACUAAUUUUAUAUUCCUUAAACUUAAACCAAUUCAAAAAAUUGUUCGAAGAAGAUCAUGUUUAUUACACUAUAUUUAGCCAUCCUGUGCUUUCACAGGUUUUAAUGGCAUUGGCUGGAUGUUGGUUGGGGGUAAUUCCAAUACCAUUAGAUUGGGACAGACCAUGGCAGCAAUGGCCUAUAACUUUACUUAUUGGAGGUUACAUUGGAGGAUUAUUUGGGAAUCUAAUAUCGUUAGUAGUAGAUUUCAUUUAUAGAAAGAAUUGA
This is a messenger RNA of Lodderomyces pseudojiufengensis, 753 nucleotides long. RefSeq names its product mannose-ethanolamine phosphotransferase. Gene Ontology annotation, biological process: GPI anchor biosynthetic process. The transcript has a single exon. Lineage: Eukaryota; Fungi; Ascomycota; Pichiomycetes; Serinales; Debaryomycetaceae. The record is from RefSeq and is a predicted model, not a curated record. Gene Ontology annotation, cellular component: endoplasmic reticulum membrane. The coding region runs from base 1 to 753 and encodes 250 amino acids.